UUUUAGUUCCGUGUUGAGCCUCCACUAAUAAUGAUCUCCAGCUCAAGCAUGAAGCGCUCGGCUGUUAUAAUCCUGAUACUUAACAGUCUCUGCACUUUUUCACAUGUGGUCCAUGAAUUUAUCACCAUAGCAGGCUGCUCUAACAAAAACAACACUGUGGUGCAGGUUGAAGUUGAUGGUGAUGAGAUUUUGUAUACAGAUUUUGAAAAGGAGGAAUUUGUUUUCACUGUGCCCAAAUUUAUAACGUCAGACCCGACUGAAGCACCUAAGGAGAUGGCUGAAUAUAGAAAUGCUAAGAAAUACCAGAGGGCAUGUCCACCAGCUGUUUUAUUAUUCACAGAAGAGGAGAGACAUCCACCAGAACAGAAAGAUGCUCCUGAGACCAUGGUCUAUGCUGCAGAUGAAGUUCAGUUUGGAGUUGAAAACACACUCAUCUGCUUUGUGAAUCAUUUCUACCCACCUUUCAUCGAAGUCACCUGGACUAAAAAUGGUCAGACAGUAACAGAGGGAGUGUCUCUCGGGCGAUAUUACCCCAACAAUGAGCUGACUUUCCACCAGUUAUCCACAUUGACGUUCACACCUGAUGUGGGGGACAUUUACAGCUGCACAGUGGAGCACUUAUCUCUGGAGAGGCCUGAUACAAAAUUCUGGGAACCUGAUUUCGGUCAUCAAAGUCAUGGACCAGACAUUCUCUGUUGGUUGGGUCUGACAUUUGCCUUUCUGGGCGUAGCAGCAGGAACAUUUAUGUUUGUCAAAGGGCAUCAUGUAAGGGGAUGAAUCAAAAUGGCACACAUGAAUUUAACAGAAAUAUAACUAUCAUUGAGUAUAACUAAAAAUUGAUCUCAUGAUUUAGUUUUGAACGAAAAAAUUAAAGAUUUUUAAAUCACAUAUUUAAAAAAAAAAAGAAACAAGAGUAGCGAUAAUUGUGCAAAAGUCACAAAAUAGACCAUUUUUAUUUUAUUUCUGUUCAUAAAAAAUGAACCAAGCGAAAUUUGAACCGUCACACAAUUCCAAAUUCCACAAAUUAAAUCAGAUUUUAAAUUUUUUUUUUGUACUUUUUGCUCAGUUGUGUUUGUAUAGUUGUUGAAAAUGAAAAGAAAUGUAUAUUUUUCUUCAAAUUGUGUGUUGGAAAAGAAGGAUAUAAGGCACUAUACUGCACAUUCUUAUAGCCUCUGUAUAUAUGUUUUAACAUAGUAAUGGAAAUAGCACACAAUUGUGUUUUGCAUUUUUUUAAAGACAAACUGAAAUAGGAUCCAAAAUAGGGCAGGAGCAAGUAAGAAUAAAAAUGUUUUUUAAUGAAACUAAUUUAAAAGACAAGAGGCAUAAAUAAACCAAAGCCGUGGAUCAGGGUAAAAAUGUUAAUUAAAAACAGGAACAUGUCACGAAACUGACAAGACAAACCAACAAAGACAAUGGGAAGUCAGGAAAAUUCAACACAAGUGAAACGCAUCAGAGCAAUUCAGACAAUCACAAUUGCAGGAAACCAUGAACCUGAAGUAAAACCAGAGUUUGCAAUGUUAAACUGCAAACUAACAGACAGACACAAAACUCCAGAGAACAUCAGGAACAAGUGAAAAUCCAGAAUACACCAGUAAAAUCCAAUUCAAAAGUCUUACAGAAUUGGCGGUGAUAUUGUCGGAAUGUUAUCUUCACACAUUUAUAUUUGUAUUAUAUUGUAGUUAUUUGUAUUAUAUUGUUAAAUGAGUUGUGAUAGUUUGCAAUACUUAAAAUGUGGGUCCCCCUGAAAGCGCUUGGAAGCACUGGUGUAAAUUAUUCAGUAAUCCUGUGUUUUACGUGAAUAUUUUCAUUUUCUGCUGCUGUAUAUUUCUACUAAAUACUUUCAUCUGACAGCUAUA
Solea solea (common sole) is the source of this 1856-nucleotide messenger RNA. Its product is annotated as H-2 class II histocompatibility antigen, A-U alpha chain-like. The transcript is spliced from 4 exons. Gene Ontology annotation, molecular function: MHC class II protein complex binding. The record is from RefSeq and is a predicted model, not a curated record. Gene Ontology annotation, biological process: peptide antigen assembly with MHC class II protein complex; immunoglobulin production involved in immunoglobulin-mediated immune response; immune response. Lineage: Eukaryota; Metazoa; Chordata; Actinopteri; Pleuronectiformes; Soleidae. Gene Ontology annotation, cellular component: MHC class II protein complex; membrane. Bases 31 to 777 code for a protein of 248 amino acids.